This is a messenger RNA of Sesamum indicum (sesame), 1508 nucleotides long. RefSeq names its product Sec14p-like phosphatidylinositol transfer family protein. NCBI's taxonomy places the organism in Eukaryota, Viridiplantae, Streptophyta, Magnoliopsida, Lamiales, Pedaliaceae. The record is from RefSeq and is a predicted model, not a curated record.
AAUGUUCACAUGUUAUUUAGAGACCGACUCAUCUCUUUAAUCUAUUGAUGCAUAGUUUUGGUGAUCAGACAGACAGUUCUGAUUUGGACAAUGGUACUAGGUAGCAAACAUGCAGAAAACAAAGGAACUGCUGAAAGAAAUACGUAUUUCGUCGAAUGUUGGAGGGAGCAAGCAGUCGCCAACUCCAAGUGCUAAAGAAACACCAAACACAAGAAAGAAGAAAGCACCUCUGCAUCCUCCCAUCGAAACCAACUGGCUGUUACCGCCUGUUGAAGAGCGACAGAAACCCUACCGCAGUUUCAUGUCGUUCCUGUCGUUCAGGAACAUGGGGAGGACCCAAAGCGCAGAAAUGGUUCUUGAAGGACAACAUAAUCCCAAGGACGAAAAAUUAGUCGAGUCGUUCCGAGAAUUGCUCUUUCUUGAGGGCCAUCUGCCGGUGAAACACUUUGAUUAUCAUACUCUUUUGAGAUUUCUUAGAAUGAGAGACUUUGAUGUAAUGAAAGCAAGAGAUAUGUUUGUGCAGUACAUUAAGUGGCGUGACGAAUUUGGUGUUGACACAAUCUGUACGGAAUUUAAGUUUGAGGAACAUGAAGAAGUUAAAAGAUGCUACCCUCACGGAUACCAUGGAGUUGACAGAGACGGCCGCCCAGUUUACAUCGAACGACUUGGAAUGGUCGAUCUCAACACGUUUCUUCUAGUAACUACCAUUGACAGAUUCGUGAAGUAUCAUAUUUGCGAACAAGAAAAGACCCUCAAUUGGAGGUAUCCCGCAUGUUCACUUGCUGCAAAGAAACACAUAGCUUCAACCUUAAGUAUCUUGGAUGUGAAGAAUGUGGGAAUGUCUCGAUUCUCAAAGCCUGCUAGACAUCUCUUCAUGGAAAUUCAAAAAAUUGAUAGCAACUACUAUCCUGAGACACUGCAUCAGCUUUACAUUGUAAAUGCUGGAUCUGGAUUUAAGGUGCUCUGGAAAGCAAUCAGAGCAUUUCUUGACGCACGCACCUUGGCCAAGAUCCGAGUUUUGGGAACUGACUACAGAAGUAGCCUAAUCGAAGCAAUCGAUCCAAGUAACCUUCCGAGUUUCUUGGGCGGCGAGUGCACGUCGUGUGCUGAAUGCGGAGGUUGCCUUUUUAGCGAUAAAGGGCCUUGGAAUGAUCCUGAAAUCACAGACAUGCUUCAGGGAAUGCUUUGCACUGAGGAGGAACAAGAGUUUAGCCUAACAAAUGCUUCCGAUGAUCAGAAGACUGCCUUUUCUGCUGAUACUGAGAAUGUUGGAUGUGAAGAUAAUACAAUGGAUGAGAGUUUUAAGGUUGCUCAGGAAAGAAAACAUGUGGAUAAGCCGUUGCUACAGAAGAUCCAAGCACUCAAGCCUGUGCUUCAACAUACAAAACAAAAGAUCAGGACAUUGGAAACUGCACUUGAAAAUAUAAAGUUGGUUUUACAAGAACUUGAACAACAUAUAGAAGACCUCAAGGGAUGAUGAAUAUGGUUAAGCACUUGAAUUAGGGGGA